AUGAUACUGACAAGUCUGCUAGUCAAGUGUAUUUUGCUGUCGAUAAUAUCGUUUGUUGUGAAAGGAGAAGAAACAUUUCGUAUAUGGAAGUAUUAUGAGAGGGUCAUAACAGUCGUUCUCUCCAGGGCCGAUUACAAUGAUGUAAUAGCGGAUCCAUAUUUCUUUUAUCUUGCUGAGCAAGGCAUUCUUUUAUCAAAUUCUCACGCAAUAUGGAGGCCGUCUCAACCAAACUAUAUAGCAAUGAUCCAUGGUAGCAAGGGAGGAGUGCUCUUUAAUUCAGACUCGGACGUGGAUGGUUCGUCUCUUCCAGAAAGAUUAGAAGAGAGAAACAUUACAUGGAAGGCGUACAUGGAGAACUAUCCAGGGGAUGGAUUUACGGGCUCGCAUGACGAGCAGAACUUAUAUUACAGAAAGCAUAAUCCAUUCAUAUCAAUGACAAACAUACGCGAAAAUCCGGAUAUGGUGGCUAAGAUAGUAAACGCUGAUCAACUGAAAACAGACAUGGAGAAUAAAGAUGUACCCGAAUACUGCUUCUAUGUACCAAAUAUUAUGCAUUCUGGUCAUGAGACAAACGUCACAUACACAUCAAACUAUAUACAGUACACACUAAUGCCAAUUCUUCAGCCAAUUCUCACGUCAUCUAGGACACUUCUCAUAAUAACGUACGAUGAGCCAGCAUCGUUAACCGAGAUUGCUACCAUCAAUCAUAUCUUUACGUUAUUAAUUGGACCGAAUGUGUUAAGGCCUCGUAUACAUGAGGAUGCAACAUAUUACAAUCAUUAUAGCGUACUUGUAAAUAUAGAAGAUAAUUGGAAUCUUACCAGAUUGGGGACAGAUCACGAACAAGAUGCUACUGCAAUAGAACCUAAUUUGUUCUUGAUUAGAUUAUCAAUAUCUGCAAAGCCACAAUUCGCAAACAACAAAUGUCAGGAAGGAACCAAAUUAACAUUAGAUUGGUAUAUGGUUCAUGGAAAGACAAAUUCUGCGUUUGCUACAAACCAGCAGGGCCUGCUCGUUUUGGCAUUUGAUCCAGAGACAGCAAAUACGCUAGCAAACUCGCUCAGAAACGAUCAGUGGGAGAAAUGGUAUAGAGCGCUAGUAAGACUUCCAACCGAUACGAGUCAACUGCCAAGGCAAUCCCUUUAUCUGCAAGGAACUAUGAUUGCACCGACAGGACGACUAGCAAAGAGUGGAAGGUUACACAGUUGGAUAACAAGGUCACCAGUAACAAUCCAACCUUGCAAAAUCCAAUCACCCGUACAAGUCGAUUCCAACGCGACCACCAUCACCAACCCGACUAUGGAAGACACGACGUCUCCCUCGACUUUACUUUCUCCCCUCCACUUGACCCACCUAACCUUCCACCACAACAAACUUCCUCACUCUCUGCUUUCUACGUCUCUUGCCAACUCUCUCUUUGCCCAUUCUGUUCCACCUCAUUACCCUUCUUCCAAACCCUCUUCCACAUCAUUCUAUCUUGACGCGAUAUAUCCUACUUCUCGAACGGUUCUGUACAAUCUUUUAUUGCACACAGGCCGGACUCAUCAGAUUCGUGUACAUUUGGCCGAAGCGGGAUUCCCUAUUGUGGGAGAUUAUGUAUACGAAAAUUUACGAAGAAGAAACGCAUACAAUCCUGAUGCCGAACUGGCAUUGCAAAGCUGUAGAAUUAAAUUUCCUAUGCCCGGGGUAGAUGGAGAAUGGGUGGAUGUUAAAGUUGAAAUUCCUCAAGAUUGGCUUAAAUGGAUGUUUGUCAGAAUGUUUUAUGAAACAGAAACUGAAAGCAUCAGCAUUGAUGACGAAGGGGAGAUGAUAAUGAUGAAGUGUCUAAACACUCAGAUGUUGAGAGUGAAGGUCCUCACCAAAGUAAAAGCUCCAGUGAAGACUCAAACCGAAUACGAAUCCAAUCCAUUAUCAAGUUAUAAAACACCACCCCACGAUUCUAAUCAAUUUAUCAUGGAUAAAGAACAAUUCAACCAACUUAUCAACACCUUGACCAGCCUGAAAAUAGCGUUCAGUGGUUUUGAAUUGGGAAUGGCCAAGGAGUUGUUGAAUGGAGCUGGAGUCUAUUCCCAGGUCAUAAUGGAGAAUAGAAGCAAAAGAACGGUGGAGGGUGUGCGGG
Molecule: messenger RNA, 2119 nt
Organism: Paraglomus occultum
Lineage: Eukaryota; Fungi; Glomeromycota; Glomeromycetes; Paraglomerales; Paraglomeraceae
Source: the annotation of a GenBank genome assembly